GUCUGGCACGCAGCAGGUGCUUAAAAUUGUUGAAUGAAUAAAUAGACGAAGUCUGCUUCCCAAUUUCCCUUCAGCCAGCCAUCCAUCUGUGAGGAUGUCCGCCCCCAGACUGGGCUGUGUUCCUCCGGGGUCGGACUUUGGCACCGCAUCCAGGCUGGCAGGAGGCUAUGCUCUUUGGUUUGCCUUUCUCGCGUUUCCAGCCCAGCCGCAGCUGAACCCACGCCCCGGGCGUGUCGCGCCGUCACUCGGAACUUCCCUGUCUCCACACGUUAGUCCCGUCCAGAAUCCCGGCAGGAAUCGAGCUUAAACAGCGAAGUCUCCUCGUACCUCUGGACGUAGGAGUUACAGGCUUGGACCUCAGACUCAAGCAGGUGACAGCCGGAAGACAAGAGGAAAGUUGGGAGGCGCGCCCCAGCCACGCCCCUUCUAUAUUUGGGUCGCAGCCCUUUAAGAAGCUCCUCAUUCACGACUCCGUCGGACCCGGCAGCGGAGGAGCACCAGGAUUGGUCAAUUCGAGUGUAGGUGUCGCUCAGCAGCAGCCAAUGGUGGGGUAAGGGCUGGUCAAGGUUUGCGCAUGCGCACCGCCGCCUACCUGCUCCUGGGCCGCUGGCGACCGGUCCGGGCCAGCCUGAUGGGCUAAGGGUGUGAAGGAGGCGGUGGGCGGCACGCCGCGGCCGGAGGGCACCGACUGCAAGGCCGCGGUCAGGGCGAGGUGAGAGCUGGCGGGCGAAGGCGGGCUGAAGUGGGAGCCGCGGUCCGUUAGCUGAGAGCAGGCGGCUCGGGUGUGGCGCAGGGCGGGCCUGGAGGUGGAGGCGGCCCCGGGCCCGCCCCGCCCUCAGGCCCAGUUAAGCAACACCGGGCUUCGUGCGGCUUCCCGGAGUCCUCGGUCCGUUCUGCCGCCGGCUUCCCGGAGUCCUCGGUCUCUUUUGCCGCUGCUCUCCGGACUCCGGGAAGAUCUGAGGAUUACAUCUAGACCUCCAGAGCCAAGAUUAAGCACUCCAGGAAAAACUAGGUGUCCUCAUGACUCGUCUCGUGGACCAUGUCCAUGAUCCUUUUCGCCUGUGUGGUAAGGGUGAGGGAUGGACUGCCUCUGUCAGCCUCCACUGACUUUUACCACACCCAGGAUUUUCUGGAAUGCAGGAGACGGCUCAAGACUUUAGCCUUGCGACUGGCCCAGUAUCCAGGUCGAGGUUCUGCAGAAGGACGUGACUUCAAUAUUCAUUUCUCUUCUUCGAGAGAUGUGGCCUGCAUGGCUAUCUGCCACCGCCAGUGUCCGGCAGCCAUGGCCUUCUGCUUCCUGGAGACCUUAUGGUGGGAAUUCACAGCUUCCUAUGACACCACCUGCAUUGGCCUAGCCUCCAGGCCGUACGCCUUUCUCGAAUUCGACGGCAUCAUUCAGAAAGUGAAGUGGCAUUUUAACUAUGUAAGUUCCACCCAGAUGGAGAGCAGCUUAGAGAGAAUUCAGGAGGAACUUAGGUUCCAGCCCCCGGUGGUUCUCUCUUUGGAGGACACAGAUGUGGCUAACGGGGUGGUGAACGGUCACCCACGGGUGCCCUUGGAGCCCGCUCCUAAUUUCCGAAUGGAACCGGUGACGGCCCUGGGUGUCCUCUCCCUUAUCCUCAACAUCAUGUGCGCUGCUCUGAACCUCAUUCGUGGAAUUCACCUCGCAGAACAUUCUUUACAGGUUGCACAUGAAGAAAUUGGAAAUAUUCUGGCUUUUCUUAUUCCUUUUGUAGCCUGCAUUUUCCAGUGUUACUUGUACCUGUUCUACAGUCCCGCCAGGACUACGAAGGUGGUGCUGAUGCUGCUCUUUAUUUGCCUGGGCAACGUGUACCUGCAUGGGCUGAGGAACCUCUGGCAAAUCCUUUUCCACAUAGGAGUAGCUUUUCUGUCUUCAUAUCAGAUACUGACGAGGCAGCUUCAGGAGAAGCAGGCUGACUGUGGAGUGUGAGGAUGAUGUUACGGGAAGAAGGGGUCCUUAGACUUUCUUACCAGGGUGAUCUGUGUUUCGCUUUUUUGCUUCUCAACUUCACCUCAAGUUUCCAUCCUUGAAGCUUCUUUCGACCAAAGGGUACUGAUCCCAAGAACUGGGAAUGUUAAAACAGGUGCGGUUGAAGGCAUCAGCUGAAGGCAUGAACCCAGUUCCGGUUUUGUGCUGAGCGUUACUGCAGAAUCUCCAGUUCAGCACCUUUACUUCAGACAGCGAUAUCUGGGGGCUCAUCCACAAAGAGCAUUGUUGGAAGAUCAAAAUGGAAUUAUUUUGGUCUUUUAAAUUGAGUGAUGCAAUAAACAACUAGAUUCAGUAACACUAGCUUUAGUAAUUGGCAGUUGUCUCUGAGGAACCAUUUAAAAAUCCGUAUCAGCUUUUCGGUCUAAAUGUGACAUGGUUAGUUUUUUUAGAGGGUUAGUACAGGGUGAAUUAAAAACUUUAAAAAGUGGUUUAUAACUAUAAGCUAGAUAAAUUUUGUUUACAUUUUUUGAUAACUUAGGUCUGAUAUGAUACCUUAAGAAUAUUUAAAUAUAUUUUGGAUAUAAAUUGAAUUUAUCAUCAUCUAGGGUCAGGACACACUUAAGCUGCAAAAAUGGCUAAGAAAGCUGAGUGUAUUUAACUUACAUAUAACCUUUUAUGGUGGUGGGACUAUGGGGGUACAGAAGUGUUUUGUAUUUAUUUGCAGGGUAUAGCUGAACAUUUUAAAAAUUAAUUGAGUAACAAGUGCUACUGGAUCAUAAGCUUAUAAGCAAGAGCAAAAAGGAGAAUUUCAGGAUUCCUUGCUGCCGGCCACAGACUGGAAUAGGUGAGUCAUGCAGAUCCACACAGAGACAUUUCACAUCACAGGUGGGACAGGCUGCUGUCAUCAGCUUUGUACAUGGUAGCCAAGUGCCUGUCAAUUGAAUGAUGUUGUUUAGUACUUGACCCUGUGUGCUUGUUCUCGGAAGACCUCCCAAAUCAUUUACUUCCCUGCACCUUUCCCAGUCUUCUUAAUUAGAUUAAUGGCCUCAUUUUUUUUAUGAAUAAGAGUGAAUUGUGUGUUAGCUUUUUUUCAAAGCUGUAUAAAGAUGUAAUUAACCCUGUGUUCUGAAAAGUUACUUUGCUUUUUCUCAUUGUCAAUGUUGACUGAUAAUAGUUUUCCAAAAUCUAGAUCUUAAUGUGAUCCCUUUGGUCUCUGGAAAUUUCAACCUGGGUUGUCCAGUACCAUUCAGGAGGCCACUUGGGGAGUUUGUCUUUUGGAUUGUUCUUGGUAGAAGUCUGGAAUCUGAAUAGCUCCACCACAGUUGCAUGGAGUACUUUGGGUUGAGUUAUGUGGUCUUGAUAAAUAAAAAAUCCUAUUUUGGCAGUUGUUAAAAGUCAGAAAUCAUCGCGAGAGUUAGUGAGUCGAUUGGGAAAGUAAGGAUGCCAUUUUAGGGAAUUCAGUUGUGCUUGGUCAUUGCUAGUGGUGUAUUGUUCUUAAGCCACCUUGGUGUCACUUUAAAAAAAAACACAAGUUCAUGUGACUAGGAACUGUGUUGGGAAAAUGUUGCCAUGGUAAUUUUAUUUUCUUAUAAUAGAAUGUCCUAUUUUUAAUCAGACAAUAUGUGAAAGCUAUAUUGGCAAAUCCUCAGAUGUAAACUUCAGAGUUGCCUCUCCACUGAUUUUGCGUCUGCUUAAUUUUCUGCAUAGCCAGAAGGUGAAUUUUCAGGCUUUCUGGGACAUGAUUUUGAAGAGAUGGUGAAAUAGAAUGGGAAGCUAAGGAGGAGAGACAAAUCUUUUUAUAUUAGAAGCACACACACAAAUCUUUAAAAGGUGGUUAGAACAGCUUACAAAGGUAUUGUUUUCUUUUCGAGCCCAUGUGCUUUUAGUGUUGCCUGGUGGCCCUGUACCCCAGAUACUCUGGGAUCUGAACCUGUGAUCCACAUUCAGCAAGGAGUGAAGAACAAUCCUUGCAGAGGAGCCCCUCCUGCCCUAAUGGAGAGGUUAUCCACACAUGGCUGAAUGUGGUCUUAAUCAAUUGACAUCUACACGGGGCUUGAGAUUUACUUUUGCAAACAAAAGGGAAAAAAAGAUGCACUCAACAAAAUAAUGAGCACAUAAACAUUAUCUAACUGAAAUCCAGCUAAGAGACAUCUCAGCUCACUGGAGGAAGAGGCUAAUGAUAGGAAAGGCAUUCUGGAGAUUUGAUCCAAGGGAAAUCUCAGGAUCAGGGUUGACUUGGUUCAGGCCUGGAGUUUUGUAGGCACCAGUGUCAUCUUUGACCUCACAUUACAGAAGUUACCCUCACUGCACCAUGGACCUUUGUUUUAGCUGUUCUAGCACCUUUGUUUUCUCAGUGGUUAAAUGCUCCCCACCCAACCGGCCUCACAGGGCUAGAUCUGGAAGUAGAUGAAACAGUGCUGGAAAGACCUUAACAGUGCCUUCUGGUAUCACAUGCCACAAGAUCUUGAGCAUCAGAGUGUAUAAUGUCCCAUCUGCUGUGCCCGGGCUGUAAUGUGGCUCAGUACUGUCGGGCCUGGUUUCCCAACCAAAGGGCUAAAUCCCAAAAGGUUCUCCUUCCACAAGAAUGCUAGGAGGAAACAGCUAGACUCUGCUUUUCCUUCCUCAGCUAGCCAUACUGUGCCAGGUGCCAUGCUUGGGUUUCUUUCCUGGGUCAGGACAGUUGCGGGCAUAUUUGGGAUGAGACUUCUCUUUACUAGAGGCCCCACUGCCUGCAGCAGGAGGAAGGAGGACAAGGGCUCCUGGUUUUGCUUCUUCAGCUUGCAUCCCUUUGAUCUGUGAAUCAAGGCCCAACAUUUUAAAGUUCUUCAAGGGGUAGGGGAAAAGGUGUUGGAAGGAGAGCUGAAGCUGGAACAUUUAACAUCAUUUCUGUCAACCUCACCUUGAACUCCCUGUUAUUUUACUAGGUGCCCCUAUUCAGGUCUCCCCUGCCUCUUUCCACCUUUUCCCCCCCGCUACUCUGGUCCUGGAAACAGAGGCUGAAAUUGGAGUCUCUGGAGAGACAGAAAGCCACCUUUAAUUGUCACUGAUAGGGUGGGUCCAGAAGCUUCAGAGAGGGAGCGGAUACUGAGGCCCAGCCCUCUCCCUCAUGUACCCCUAGGAGCUCCAGCACACAGCCAGGCUGGCUCUUCGGGGUGCAGGAGGCAGGGGAGAGGCGGGGAGUUGAGCUGGGGGCUGGCUGUCUGCUGAAAGACAUGUGGGGGCUGCUGUUUGCUAUUCCUGGAAGGAGUCGACCGCUUGUAACAUGCAGGACAGGCAGCCCUCAGAGAACCCAUCGCUCCCACAGGGCAGCGCAGGUGAGCAGGGGAAAUUUACGGCCACCAGAUGUGGCGCAGACCCCUGUUCCGACAUUGCUCACAUUCCAAGUAUACGUAUACUCCUGCCCAGGUACAGGGAAGCCCUAUGCCUGCACCAUGAGCGUUAAUAAUUGGGGGAAAAGAGAGUAGAUGGCCCUUGAGAGAUGAGGUGGGGAAGGAGCCCCGGUCAGCUGGUGCGAGGCCUGGAGGUCAGCUCUUCCACGUGGUCUGACCCCUCAGGGGGCAAGUCACCGCCUGUCAGCCCCAGCACCCUUCUCUGGGAGGUGGUGGUCAUGUCAGCCGGCUCCCCUGCCUGGCGCGCUGUCGGGAGUGUAAAAGCAGUAGUGGAGGGGGUGCCUGGUGCAUCCACCUUUCAUGUGCAGGAGAAGAAAGGCUUCGCGUUUGUUCACCCAGUAUGUGCAGAUUCUGCAUGCUUCAGGUAGCACCACACAGCACGUCUUCUGGCCUUUCCUGAAAGAGGGCCUUUAUGGUACUGUGGUGUAAAUGGUCUCAUGCUUUCACUCCAGAAAGGUUGUGGCCUCUCUUCCUUCCCCUGGACCGGCCUCCUGCCUUCCAGGCACAAAGCCCUUGAUACCAGUGGCAUGGGGUCCUCCGGGAUCCAGAGAGGCAGGUUCUCCUGGUUGGACCAAACCUUAUGGCUUGUUUCUGACCCAGAUGAGGAGAGCACUGAUUCUCCCAUCUCGGAGCAGUGGUGUCAAACUUCUGUUGCUGGGGAAACAUCAUUGGCAGAGAGCCUGUGGAAAAGUCCUGUCAGUAAAUCUGGGAAUGGCCGGAUAUGGAAACAUCUGCCCGUGUGUACCAAUGGCAGAGCUGGUGCCCACAAGCGUCUUUUAUUUAAGGCAAAAUUAUCAAAUCCAUUCUGUUCCUCGACCCUGUUCUUGAUACAUAUGACCGUCUUUAACCUUUCUAUGGUGCUGGCAUUGUUUCAGAAGCGUUAUUUAAUGAAUUAUUCAUAGGAUGUGACCCCCCUCCCCAGGAUCCUAUUUUGUUGAAUGGACUUCUCUAUUAAGGGCAUAAAAGAUUGAGGCUUAUUUAGCCAGGGAAAAACCAUUUCCUUCGUGUAUUCAUUUUGAAUGCUUGCUGUCCACGUUAUACAAGCUUCUUACUGUUUUCAUGCAAUAACAAAGAUCUAUUUUGAGUAAACAAUGAGUGUGUUUUAACAAACUUUCACACAGCAGUAAAGCCUAAACUUGUGUUAAUGUAGGUAAAGAAUGUUGUAUAGCCAUUUAUAUACUAUGUAUAUAUAAAUCAAAUGAGGUGGCUUCAGAAUGGGAAGAGAAUAAAUCUAAGGUGCUUAUUAA
Vicugna pacos (alpaca) is the source of this 6587-nucleotide messenger RNA. Lineage: Eukaryota; Metazoa; Chordata; Mammalia; Artiodactyla; Camelidae. The record is from RefSeq and is a predicted model, not a curated record.